Messenger RNA from Eimeria acervulina, 2274 nucleotides. RefSeq lists its product as hypothetical. Lineage: Eukaryota; Apicomplexa; Conoidasida; Eucoccidiorida; Eimeriidae. Bases 1 to 2274 code for a protein of 757 amino acids. The record is from RefSeq and is a predicted model, not a curated record. The transcript has a single exon.
AUGGACCCGCAUCCACACCCACGUCCAGUGGGUGUUCACACGGCCUUUGCCAGCGUUGAAGAUGGGUUUCCACAUGCGGGACGCAAAACAGUACUUGACUGUGGUGGUCGGGCGGCUUACUCUCAAUUCCCCUUCAAGAAGAAUUCCUCCUACUCUUUUUCAGUACGCCUUUUAAAUGUAACAUUUGUUUCCUUGGCUGUUGUCUACCUCCUGUUGCGUUGUUUUGACUUUACAAGAAAAAGGUCUGGUCAGUUGACCAGAUCGCUUGCAGCUAGCGACGGAAGACCGUGCCACGGAUACGGGGAGGAUGAGCAGAGUGAAAAAGAUGGGGAAGCUGGGGGAGAGGGGGGCAUUUCGAUUCAGGAACAUGGAGGAACUGUUUGGGGGCGUCAAGCAGAAGGUCCUUUUGAGCGUUUAUUGUCGAGGACAAGGGGUGCAGUACAAUUGACACCAGUGUUAACAACGACAGAUUCUGGGUUUCCAAGAGGAAUGUAUGGAUCCACUUCGAGAUUAGGACAAGGUGAUGAGGGUCCAACGGAAUUCGAUGUUGCCCAUUCGGUCGGUGCUGGUCCUCAAGAACUUCCGUCUGUUCAGGAAGUGCCCGAUUCUGUAUCGGGUAUUCAAAUAAGACUCCACGUUGAAGAUUCCAACAAAAAUAGAAAUUAUGAAGGCAGAUCUGGCAGGGGUUUUGCUCCAAGGCUGCGCGAGGGAGAGACGUUGCAGAUGUGGGACCAAAGAAACCUACCUCCACAUGUUGAGCAGGAGGUUAUCACUAUGUUUGAGCAAAUGAUCCAUUGUGCAUUGUCGUGCCGAUUAGUUGUUCGAGCAAUGACCCGACAACAACGCCUGCGUCUGGUAAAUCAUAUGGGGAGGCUACUCGCCCUACAACUUGGAGCGCUUUCUCUUGUGCAAGAGCAUCUCGAGCGUUUCCGGACAAGACUGGGUGACGCUCUUUUGAAGCUAUGUAAUGAAGCUCUGCUGCGCAGCGGGCAGGAAACGCACCUCGAAGAAAGCCGCCAAAGGAUUCGCGAACUGCAGGCCGUAGUAGAAAAACUGAAACAACCUCGGCCGCGUUCGGAGCUGAACGUGCCGCAUGUAUACAGGCCGAAGAUGGUGUCUCUUGUACGAACAGGUACUGUGGUAGUAGAGGUCUGCAUAAAAGUACUGGAAGGACUCUCAAAUUUUGAGGCAGUCAACAAAAGCAAGCCCCCACCGGAUCUGAUCACACAACUGGCGCUUGUUCUGAGUUAUGUGUAUGAAGCGCAUUCCUCCUAUAUCGGUCGAGACUCUUUGCUGAGGCAGCAUAUCCUAAACUGCCAGAAAUGCGUCGAAUCGCAGCCUCUUCUCAGUCGCCGACAUGCCCAGAGUCGCAAUGAAUUGAUCCCUCCGUUGGAUGUUUUGGUACAACAGAUACGCCAAGCUGUUCGCGAUGCCGGAGGCAUACCGCAAUCUCCAUCACACGCAACAAAAACGCACCAGAAUGCUGCUCCUAAAUCGUCGGCUAGCGUUCAACAAGCCUCCACCUCACGGGAGCCACUAGAUGAGGAAGGGAUACCGACGCAGGAGCAAGAAGAAUCCUACUCAGCACUGCAUCCCUCUUCGACUUCGUCAGGCGCGGGACUACAAGGCCUGCAGGCCGCGGCUUUUGCAGAGCCUCGACCUCAACAACCAUGGGACUUCUCAGCUCGCCACCUUCCUGACCUAGCUUAUUCGGCCCAACAAGAAGUUGCAACGAGCGGCACACCGCGCUACCCGCAGUCCUUUCCAUCACCAUUGCCUCAUCCACUGCUGAGCCCGUCGUUGCCUUCAAUGCAUGUUCAGCCGUAUGGCUUCCAAGGCGCACUGACAAAUGCUAAUAGAAGGGAAGUCAAUGGAUUGCUUCAGAUCCGUACGUCCGAACAUACGGAUCGGACUGCGAUUCAAGCGCCAGGCGUGUCUCCGUUUCACGAAGCAGCGCCCCCUUUUCCGUCUUACCCACAAUCGCCACGACGUGCAUUCGCAGGGCCAUAUGCGCAUGCUGGCUUCCAACGAUAUCCAAGCCACGGCGGGCACAACGUUUCUAACCAGAUCGCUCCACCCUCCCUGCUUCCACCCACUGCCAGGCCUACUGUACAUGCCUCUGGUGCAGCGUAUGGCUGGUACUACGAAACAGUGUCACUAGGCACUCGCCAACCUGAAGCACCAGAGCAGGUGCAAGGCAUGCUAGGGGACCUUUUGAAAGGCGGCCUCAAACUCGAAGAUGUCUUCCCCAGUACAAAGCCUCCGGGUCAAUAA